Molecule: messenger RNA, 6838 nt
Organism: Polypterus senegalus (gray bichir)
Lineage: Eukaryota; Metazoa; Chordata; Cladistia; Polypteriformes; Polypteridae
Gene: foxo1a
Product: forkhead box O1 a
Exons: 3
Coding region: 291-2225 (644 amino acids)
Biological process (GO): regulation of transcription by RNA polymerase II
Cellular component (GO): nucleus
Molecular function (GO): RNA polymerase II cis-regulatory region sequence-specific DNA binding; DNA-binding transcription factor activity, RNA polymerase II-specific
Source: RefSeq, a predicted model, not a curated record
UUCAACAGGCAGCGAACGCAGGCUUCGUGAUGUUGUGUGGCGAGUGUAUGUCUACCAGUGUACCGUCUCUUCUCUGAACGUCGCUCGGAUUGGACAUAUGUCAUCGCGAAGCUGUGAGAAGUGACAGGCACGCGUGAUUCGUUUAACUUUGGUUUCUCAACGUUUUUUUAUUUUCACUGUUGCUGCCGGUCUUGACACAGUGACGAGAAAGAGAACGAGGGCAAGGAGGGAGGCGUAUAUGUGAGGACUUCUUGAUUUGGAUUUUUAUUUUAUUCACUUUGCCAAGCGCGAUGGCUGAAGCCCCGCAGCAACAAGUGGUGGAGAUCGACCCGGAUUUCGAGCCGCUGUCCCGCCCGCGUUCUUGCACCUGGCCGCUGCCCCGUCCGGAGUUUAUCAAUCCCGCGAACUCCAACACCUCUUCGCCGGCUCCUUCUGUCAAACAGGAGCCCGGGAGCAAUGUUGAUUUCAUCAACGACUUCAGCCUGUUAGAAGAGAAUGAAGAUUACCAGGACGUGAAGCCGCUGACCGUAUGCAGUGAUUUCCAGUGCCAGGAUGGGUGCAUUCACCAGCCGCCGACGCAGCAACAUCAGCACCCGCUUGCUCAUCAACAGGUGGCUCCCACCUCCCUGUCGUCGCCGGCCGGCUCCGCAGCUGUGGCCGCUCAGAGGAAGAGCAGCUCCUCCCGCAGGAACGCCUGGGGAAAUAUGUCCUACGCCGACCUGAUCACGAAGGCCAUCGAGAGCUCGCCAGAGAAGAGGCUCACCUUGUCUCAGAUCUACGACUGGAUGGUUAAGAGCGUGCCUUACUUUAAGGACAAGGGAGACAGCAACAGCUCGGCCGGCUGGAAGAAUUCCAUCCGGCACAACCUCUCAUUGCAUAGCCGGUUUGUACGGGUCCAGAACGAAGGCACCGGGAAGAGCUCAUGGUGGAUGUUGAACCCAGAGGGAGGAAAAAGUGGAAAGUCUCCACGAAGAAGAGCCGCCUCCAUGGAUAACAACAGCAAAUUUGCCAAAUGCCGUGGAAGAGCAGCAAAAAAAAAGGGCGCUCAUCAAGGAGGACAAGAUGGUGGUGCAGACAGUCCCGGAUCGCAGUACACAAAGUGGCCUGGCAGCCCCAACUCCCACAGUAAUGAUGACUUUGAGGUGUGGAACACUUUCAGACCCCGCACAAGCUCCAAUGCCAGCACGAUCAGCGGGCGUCUUUCACCAUUCAUGACCGAGACUGAUGAUCUUGCAGAAGCUGAAGUGCACACGCUUGUGUACUCACCUGCUUCCAGCAAACUGGCCUCCACACUGCCCAGUCUUUCAGAAAUGGCCAGCUCCAGCCACCACAACACAGAGAACGUAAUGGAGGACUUGCUGGACAAUUUAAAUCUUCUUUCUCCUAAGUCCUCGCAAGUGACGGCCUCCUCCACUCAGUCCUCACCUGCCACCAUGAUGCAGCCAAGUCCCGGCUAUCCCUCCUACACAUCUCCCAAUACUGCCAGUCUGGGGUCGCAAUCUCAAGACUAUAGAAAAUGUUUGUAUAGCCAACCCGGUAUGAAUUCUCUUUCUCCGAUGCCUAUGCAGACACUGCAAGAUAACAAACCUGCUUACCCACCCACCCUGAGCCAAUAUGGCUGUCCAUCAGGGCUUCUUAAGGAGCUUCUGACAUCUGAUGGAGACCCUCAUAAUGAUAUGAUGCCCUCAGUAGACACUGUGGUAUCCCAGUCCACCAACAGAGUUGUUUCUGGCCCUAGUGUGAUGAUGGCACCCAACUCUCUGAUGUCAUCCUAUACAGGAGGGCAGCAAGGUCAUGCCAAGAUGAUGACAUCCGCCAACACACACUCACACCCAGUUCACAGCCAGCCAUCACCAACAAUUAACGGCCGUGCCUUAAAUCAUCCAAUGACUGUAAUGGCGCACAGUGCAGGACUGAACCGCCUAGCGACAGUAAAGACUCUCAUGCAAGUGCCUCACAGCCAGGCCCCACAUAUGAGCAUGCAUCAGUACAUCAGUGGCAGCAACGGUUACGGCAGGGUGGGCCUGCUCUCAGUCCAUCAGGAAAAACUGCCCAGUGACUUGGACGACAUGUCAAUUGAGCGGUUUGAAUGUGAUAUGGAAUCCGUCCUGCAUGAUACCUUGAUGGACGGAGACUCUUUAGAUUUUAACUUUGACCCCAUGGUACCAAACCAGGGCUUUUCACACGGUGUAAAGACAACAACUCACAGCUGGGUAUCAGGAUAAGCGUGGUCAGGCUAUCCACCUGAAUCUGGACCUACACCAGUGGAAAACAAAUCCAUCAUCUUUUGCAUUUCUCCCGAGACACACAGACAGCCCACCCCCUACACGCACACACACAAAUAUAUAUGUAAUAUAUAAUGUGUGUAUAUUCUUUUACUUCUUUCUCCUUUUAUCAGACUUGGCAGCAGAAAGCUUUUUCCUGUACAGGAUGUUUGCCCAGUGCGUGCAGGUUAUGUGCCGCUUCUGAUAAGGCUUCUGCCAUUGGAAAUUUUAUAGAAUCAAGUGCCAAACUCACUACAUAAUGUCAUAGUGGAGUUUAUUUACCUGAAGUUGGUUUGUUUUUUAGACUUUUUUUUUAAGGAGCUACACAUACACACACAUACACUCAAUGUGCCUAAUAAUGUUAGAAUUCUGCUUUUAAGGUAUGUGCUGACAGUACAGUAAUAUUGAUGAAACUGGAGCCAUUCACUGCUGAACAGAUGUGUCUCCCCUUGUUUCUUGUGACCCUGUCCUCUUCCGUUUGUAAUCAACAUUAGAGGUAUUAUUAUUAUUAUUAUUUACAAUUUAGGAAAGUCUUAAUCUAUUUAUAUACUGAUAACAGUUAUAUUUCCUACCUUGUGUUACAAGGAAUAAUGAAGAAUAAUCUUUCUUGGUAUAAACCAAUGCUAAAUAUGACAGCCUUACAAAUGACCAGCAGGGCCUUUGUUUUCUAAUGCAGGGAUUUUGUGAUUUUUUUUGUUUUUUUGAAUCCCAUUUUCAAGUCCAGCGUGUUUUCUUCUAAUUCUUACAUGCCAAGUCUGUUUCACCAUUUCGUGUAUAUACAGCAAGUUUACAAUAAUGUCCAGUAUCGGAGCAGCAGAUUUGUAGUGUGUGUGUUUUUCUUUUUUUUUUCCGUUUAACUGGAUUUAUGAAGCAUUUUGUUUUUUUUUUUUUUUUUGCCAGUGCUUACUCAGUGUGAGGCUGUUAAAGCUUUGCUUUGUUGGAGUAAACAAAAGACAAAUCUUUUACCCAGUUACAUACUUUUAUUUUUCUAACAUUAAAUUCGAAAGCAGAUCAUGUACAGACUGGCUUUUUAGCAUUUCAGAAUUUCUUAUUUAAUAUGUGUUAUAUCCACUUAAUGCAUGUAUGCGCCAUUUAUCUUAGAUUUAUACUUUUCUGUAGCUUUUGCUUUUUUUUUUGUUUUUCCUUAUACAAAGGAAACGACUAUAAUAAUGUCAGGCAGGUCGGAAAAGUCUGCUGUAAUCGGGGGAAGCGUCUGCUUCUGGAGUCGGUUAGUGACAGGUGUGGUGGUGGCUCAUUACGGUCACAGAGCUGCUUAUUUCAGCAAAUGUUUGGUAUCCUCCAGGAAUCUGUAACAACAGAACUGCUGCUGCAUAAUGCGAUUAGAAAGAUUUGGAAUACUGACCUAUAUCUGCCGUUUUAUAUACAAUAUCGCCUUUUGUAUGCCCCACGUAGUACCAUGAAGUGUUAGAUAUCCUGCCAUAGCUGCUUCUGUUUUCCUGUAAUGUUUCUUGUCGUUGAAGAACUCAUAAUGUUUAUAUUUUCAAUAUACUGUAUAUAAAACAAAUCCAUAUAUCGUGUGUUUCGAUUCCACUUUUGUAUUCCUAUAUACAGUGGUGUGCAAAAGUAUUCAACCCCCUUGAAAGUCACCAUCAUUUUCUGCAUGACUAAACAUAUGCACACAUAUUUAUCCGUUCAGUAUUUUUAACGUGAACUCUUGUGUUGUAACAAUACAUUUCCAAAGUCCAAACAAACCAUUUUGUGUAGAGUUUUACCUGAAGAAGACAAACUCCAAUGUUAAUGUUUCAGAAUCAGAAUCAGAAUUUCUUUUUUGUCAUUGUAACAAAUACAAUGAAAUUAGGUGCAGCAUUCAAGGCCUACACUUUCAUUCUUUGUCGAGAGCCCUUCUGUUCCAAUAACAGCCUUCAUUCUUUUGAGGUAUGUAAGUAUGCCAGUUUUGCACCUUAUUCAGUGCUGAUUCUUCCGCAUUCUUCUUGGCAGAAAUUCUAGAGACCCUCUAGGCUGGUGGGCUGGUGUCUCUGGAAAGCAGUUUUCAAAUAGUGCCGCAGAUUCUCAACAGGGUUACGAUCAGGGCUUUGAGUUGGCCGUUCCAAAACAAUCACCUUUCUGUUUUUGAGUCAUUCCAGUGUCGCUUUGGCCUGUCGCUUAGGGUCAUAUUGUCAUGUUGAAAGGUAAAUCUUCUGCCGAGCCAUAGGUUCAUAGUGGACUGGAGCAAGUUUUCCUGCAGCAUUGUGUCCAUCCAUUGUCCCUUCAACUCUGACGAGAUUCCCAGUUCCAGCCCAUGUAAAGCUUCCCCAUAGCCUGAUGCUGCCACCACCGUUAUUUCACUGUAGGUCUGGUGUUUCUUGAGGCCUGGGCAGUGGUAGUUUUACACCACACAAACAAACAUCUUUUAAGUCUGGCCAGAAAGUUCUGUUUUGGUCUCAUCUGACCAUUAAACCUUCUCCCACAUCUUAUUUGGGUAUUUCUCAUGCUUUGUAGUAAAUGCCAUACGUGUGGACCUCCUUAAGGAAUAGCUUCUCUCUUACUACCCUGUUUUGCGGAGACAUCCUGAAAUUGUGGACUCCUGCACCUUCACUAGAGUUUCAGCCAAAGAGCACUGCAGACUUCUGAGAGUGACGGUUGGGUUUUUAGUCGCCUCUCUCACCAGUCGAUGUCUCGCUCCGAUGUUUAGUUUGAUGGGACAGCCUGUUCUAGGAAGAGUCUGAGUGCUGUGAUGAACCUUCCACUGUCUGAUGAGGGACCCCACAGUGCGCAGUGGGACAUUGAAACAUUUUGAUAUUUUUCGGUAGCCAUUUCCUGCCUUGUUUCUCACAUUAGCAGAAUGUGUCUUCAUUCAUUUGUCUUCAUUUUGGCAGUGAUUGUCCAACUUAGGCUGUGGCCCUCACAAAGGGGGCUUUUUAUACCCAGAGAGAUAUAAAGAACUCACAAGUAGCACCUCAUUAUGUUUAAUUAUGACUGUCACAUGACUGUCACCUUUGUGUCGUUUGUGUAAACCUGGGGCUUUGAAAGCAUAGGGGUUUAAAUACUUGUGCAAACACUAACUUUGGAGUUUGUUUUCUAUAGUUAAAUAUCUACAGAAGAUGGUUUAUUUGGACUUUAGAAAGGUAUUGUCACAACACAAGAGUUCACGUUAGAAGUACUGAACAGAUAAAUACGCAUACAAAUCUUUUAUCAUGCCGAAAAUUAUGGCGACUUUCAGGGGGAUUGGAUACUUGUGCACGCCACUGUACACAUUCUUAUUGAACAUGCCGAGAUCAAUUGAUGAGAUCCAUUAUAUUUUUGUUAAAUAUCAAGCCUAUUAGUGAAAUAGUUAAACAAAUUGAUCCUUCUUUCUCGAAAAGGAGCUCAAAGGUCACUGAUAUCCAGUGCUUGCUAAGGUCAGUUCAAACACUCACAAAAGCAAUAAGGUAGCAUAUUCAGGGUCUCUGCUUUGGGGGGCCGAAUUCUUGGGACUGAAUGUCUUUCUAUACACAAAACAGUUUGAUAGUUGAAUCUACUGAUUUAUAUUUUUAUAUUCGGGAAAAAAAAUGAACGUACUUUGUGAGAAAAUAACAUUUAUAUCUUUUAAAGGAUCCAAAGUUACUUUGGCAUUAAUGGAACAUUUCAGCAUUCAAUGUAAACAUUAUGAGUCCUUUAUUUAUACACCUUUAAAAAAAAGAUAAAAUAAAAAAACUGAAUGUUUCAUAUUUUGUUGUCAUCAGAAUUGUAAAUGAUUGCUUUGUGAAAUGCGCAAAUGAUCUUAUCUAUGCAGUCUUGUAUUUUUUUUAAUUUGUACUUCUGAAAAGUAUAUUGUAUUAUAGAGCUGUUGAGAUAUUUUAUGUAUCAGAUGUAUUGUUUCAGAUAGAUAUAUGAAAAAAAUGAAGUAUAUUUAGUUAUUAGAUACAAUGAUUUCAAUGCUUUUUUGGGUUAACUGACUAUUAUUCUUCUAUUUAGCUGGGAUCUUUAAAAUAAUAUUAAAGAAUAAAGUUUUAAUAUUAAGGCUGAAAUGUCAGCUGGGCAUCCCUAACAGGAGGGAAAAAAAAUUAUAUCGGACCAAUAUUUCUUUUUUUUAUUAUUUUAUAAAGAUUGACUUGACAAAAAAAAUAAUUGCACUUCCUAAAACAUUUGCUUUUAUUGAAUCAGUCUACUUCACUGAUUAAAAGUUUAUUUCUUCUAUAUUGUUUUAAAACUGUUACAUUUCUUAACUUAUAUAAAUUGUUUUAUUAAACUUUUUUUUUUACAAUCAGUGAAAUAAAAAAUAAUAAACAAAAAUGAUUUUGAAAUAAAAAAUAAGUUUUAUGGGGUGGGAAAUUUUUUGGAAGAAUUGAAAAUAAACCGUGAAUGAGGCCAGCCCUUCCUUUGGUGGAUGUUCCACAGACCAGCGCGUAUGGCUUUACAUGGCAUGUAAAUAUUACGUACUGUAAUAUUGGAGGGGUCCGGGUUGGGGUGGGGAGGGGGGACGCAGGUAAACGCACGCCUUAACUGCUUAAGCAACACGUGAAAAACCUUCUAACUAAGGAAAUGCCUGCUGAUGAUGUAUCUUCAGUGAAUAAGAACAAUCUUUGCAGUUGGUGUAUAAAGCCAUACAUGUACAUAAAUUAUAUUACAGAAGU